AUGUCCCGCUACGCCCAACUCCACGCCAACCCCUCCGGCCCCGGCGACGCCCGCCCCACCGCCCUCCAAAUCAUCCAAGACGAAAACCUCCUCGCCGGCAAACUCACCGGCAAAAUCGCCCUCGUCACCGGCGCCAACGUCAGCAUCGGCCUCGAAUCCGCCCGCGCCCUCCACGCCGCCGGCAUGACCGUCUACCUCGGCGCCCGCGACCCCGUUAAGGGCGAAGCCGCCCGCCUCGACAUCCUCGCCUCCUCCGCCUCCAGUUCCACGCCGUCCUCCGCCCCCGUCCACGUCCUCCAAAUGGAACUCGACUCCCUCGCCAGCGUCCGCCGCGCCGCCAACGAAUUCCUAUCCAAAGAACCCACCCUCACCAUCUUCAUCGCCAACGCCGGCGUCAUGGCCACCCCCGAAGGCCGCACCCGCGACGGCUUCGAAACCCAAUUCGGCACCAACCACCUCGGUCACUUCCUCCUCUUCCACCUUCUCAAGGACCGCCUCCUCGCCGGGAGCUCGCCCGAGUUCCACUCCCGCUUCGUCUCCGUUUCCUCCAUGGGCCACCGCGGCAGCGAGAUCCGCUUCCACGACGGCGUCGACGGCGGACCCGACUACGCCUUCGACGCGCCCGGGUCCUAUAACCCCUGGACCGCCUACGGCCAGGCCAAGACCGCCAACAUCUACCUCGCCAACGAGAUUGAGCGCCGCUACGGCUCCGGCUCCUCUAACCCCCGGUUACACGCCCUCUCCCUCCACCCCGGCGGCAUCUGGAGUAAUCUCCAGCAGCACGUGGGCGCCGACGUCAUCGAGUCCUGGAAGGCCGCUGAGGGCCUCAACGACUUCAUGAAGAGCCCUGCCCAGGGCGCUUCCACCUCCAUCUACGCAGCCGUCUCCGCUGAGUGGGAGGGCCGCGGCGGGCGCUACCUCGAUAACUGCCUCGAGACCGGCCCUGUGCGCGAGGGUCUCGCUCCUCUCGAUUUCUCUGACAAUGGCUACGCUCCUUGGGCGUUUGACGUCCAAAAGGCUACCAAGCUGUGGGAGGAGUCGUGCAGGUUGGUCGGUGUUCAGGAUGACUGA
Molecule: messenger RNA, 1071 nt
Organism: Parascedosporium putredinis
Lineage: Eukaryota; Fungi; Ascomycota; Sordariomycetes; Microascales; Microascaceae
Source: the annotation of a GenBank genome assembly